Molecule: messenger RNA, 5561 nt
Organism: Sus scrofa (pig)
Lineage: Eukaryota; Metazoa; Chordata; Mammalia; Artiodactyla; Suidae
Gene: ZNF181
Product: zinc finger protein 181
Biological process (GO): regulation of transcription by RNA polymerase II
Cellular component (GO): nucleus
Molecular function (GO): DNA-binding transcription activator activity, RNA polymerase II-specific; RNA polymerase II cis-regulatory region sequence-specific DNA binding
Source: RefSeq, a predicted model, not a curated record
GCGUCGAGAUCGCGCGGCCGCGGAGCCUUCUGGGAAGUGUGGUUUUUCCGUAGGCGACCAUAUGAGGCAAAGGCAACUUUUGUCCCUGACGCGGAGGAGUCUGACAAGUGCAUCCCGGCUGUGGGCUUUGCCCUUGGUCUGCCCUGCAGCGGAGUUCUCCGUCCUGGAAUCAGGGAGGACUCUGGGCUGUGCCGGUCCAGCGAGGCGGUCCGCCAUUGUCCGCUCGCAGCGACCGGGAGAGUCAGGCACUGACCUGCUGUAAGAAGAGAGCCUGGAAAGAGGACUGUGUUGACUUGGAAUUUGCAGUCAUGUUUCAGGUGACAUUUAGUGAUGUGGCCAUAGACUUCUCUCAUGAAGAGUGGGGAUGGCUAGAUUCUGCUCAGAGGGAUUUGUACAAGGAUGUGAUGGUCCAGAAUUAUGAGAACCUGGUAUCUCUAGGUCUUUCCAUACCUAAGCCAUAUGUGAUUGCUUUAUUGGAGGAUGGCAGAGAACCUUGGAUGGUGGAGGAAAAACUGUCAAAAAGUUUGUUUCCAGAUUGGGAAUCAAGACAUGGAAACAAAGAAUUAUCAGUGAAAGAGGAUAUUUAUGAUGAAGAUUCACCCCAAAUGGUAAUAAUGGAAAAAACUAUAAAACAAAGACAUGAAUUUUCAAAUUUUAACAGGGACUUGGAUUAUAUAGAGAAGUUGGAGGGGAAGCAUGAAAAUCAGGUAGAACAUUUCAGACCAGUGACCCUCACCUUUAGAGGAAGUCCCACUGGGGAAAGUGCUUACAAAUGCAAUACAUUUAGAAGCAUCUUCCAUUUAAAGUCUAUUCUUUCUGAACCACAGAGAAUUUCUGCUGAAGGGAUGUCACAUAAACAUGAUAUAUUUAAGAAGAGCUCACCAACAAUUUCAGUUAUAAAAAGUGAGAGUAUCAAUAGUGGAAAGAAACUUUUGAAUUCCAGUCAAAGUGCGGCAGCCUUCAGCCAAAGCAAAUCUCUUACGCUUCACCAGACUUAUAAUAGAGAGAAAAUCUAUACAUGUAGUGAAUGUGGGAAAGCCUUUGGCAAGCAGUCAAUCCUUAAUCGCCACUGGAGAAUUCAUACAGGAGAGAAACCCUAUGAAUGUCAUGAAUGUGGGAAGACUUUUAGCCAUGGCUCAUCCCUUACUCGACAUCAAAUAAGUCACAGUGGAGAGAAACCUUACAAAUGUAUCGAAUGUGGGAAGGCCUUUAGCCAUGUCUCAUCACUUACUAAUCAUCAAAGCACUCACACUGGAGAGAAACCAUAUGAAUGUAUGAAUUGCAGAAAGGCUUUUAGUCGUGUUUCACAUCUCAUUGAACAUCUGAGAAUUCAUACUCAAGAAAAACUCUAUGAAUGUCGAAUAUGUGGGAAGGCCUUCAUUCACAGGUCAUCUCUCAUUCACCAUCAGAAAAUUCAUACUGGAGAGAAACCUUAUGAAUGUAGUGAAUGUGGAAAAGCCUUUUGCUGUAGUUCACACCUUACUAGACAUCAAAGAAUUCAUGCUAUAGAGAAACAAUUUGAAUGCAACAAAUGUCUGAAAGUCUUUAGCAGCCUUUCAUUUCUUACUCAGCAUCAGAGUAUUCAUACUGAAGAAAAACCUUUUGAAUGUCAAAAAUGCAGGAAAUCCUUCAACCAGCCUGAAUCACUGAAUAUGCAUUUGAGAAAUCACACUAGAUUGAAACCUUAUGAAUGCAGUAUAUGUGGGAAAGCCUUCAGUCAUAGGUCAUCUCUCCUUCAACAUCACAGAAUUCAUACUGGAGAGAAACCUUAUGAAUGUGUUAAAUGUGGGAAGACCUUCAGCUGUAGUUCAAACCUUACUGUACAUCAGAGAAUUCAUACUGGAGAAAAGCCAUAUAAAUGUAAUGAAUGUGGGAAAGCAUUUAGCAAAGGUUCAAAUCUUACUGCCCAUCAGAGAGUACAUAAUGGAGAGAAACCCAGUAGUACAAUAAGUGUGGAAAAGCCUGUAGGCCAUGUGAAUCACUAUACAUGUGAAAGAUCAUAUAAGAGAGAAAUUGUAUAAAUGCAGUUAUUUGUCAUAAUAUAUUGUAGCCUCAUAUCUUCUUUGAUUCAUCAUCAGAAAAUUUUUACUGGAGAAAAUUUAUGAAUGUAACGAAUAUGAGAAAGUUCUUUAGCAAUGAUAUAAGCCUUAUUGUCUAUCACAGUUCACACUGUGGAGAGACUAUAUGAAGGCAAUAAAUGUGGGAAAGCCUUUCGCAUUAGUCCCUUAAUUGACAUAAGCAAAUCCACACUGGAGAAAAACCCUUUACAUGUGACUAAAAUGGGAAAGACAUUAGGCGCUAUGAAUCUUGAAACAUUAAACACAGGAGAGAAGCAACAUGAGUAUAAAAAUUACGAGGGGUCCUUCAGUUAAAGUACAUCCCUCAUUCUACAUCAAAGAACUCACACUGGAGAGGAAGCUUACAUAAUAAAUGUAGCCAAGGGUCCACUAAGCAUUCUUAGCUUGUUAGAUAACAAGAUUAAUACUAGAACAGCCUGAAAGAAGUAGGAACUAUGUGUCUUUGCAAUGAUGCUAAUUUGUAAACAAUUCUACGGGAGUGCAAACAAGCACAUUGUACAUGAAUAUAUCAUGGUUGUAGCAGCAUGCAUUUUACUCAGUCCUACAUAGAAAUUAUCUCUAACUAGUGGGCAUGUGAAGGUACUUAGUCACCCAGUGGAUCCAGUAAAUGUUAUAAAAUUGAAAAUUAAAGUUGCAAUAGAAAAAGUGGUGUGAAUAAAAUUUUUGGUUUCUAAUAAAAUAACCCUGUAUAUGUUGAACUCUUUGACACACUGAUAUUUCUUACAAAAUUUACUACUUUCCUCUUGAAGAAUUAAGAUGAGCUUUCCUAUAUUGCCUUUGGUGAGAGACUAGCAAACUUAGGGAAAAAAAUGGCCUGAUCUCUGUACAAAGAAUGCCACUAUUUUGGUGAGGAUAAUCCACAGCCCAUUUCCAGUUGGCUUAAUUAAUGUGUUUUAAUUUUUACAAAUGCUGUGAGAACAUAACCUAGAAACCACUUUCAGUGAGGGACUACAGCAGGGUGGAUAUGCUUUUUAAUCUGGAUUCUAAAAGGUUAGAUACUAAUUACAGUGGAUAACUGCAGAUUCUGUAUCUGCAGAUUCAACCACUCGCAGUGGGAAAUUUUCUUUUGAAAGGAUUUUAUCCAGAAAGUUCUAAAAAGCAAAAAUUUGAACUUGCUACAGGCAGUUAUUUACAUUGUAAUAGUUAUUCUCAGUAAUCUAGGGAUGAUUUAAAGUCUGCAGUUCCUAGGCUAUAGCAAAUACUAUGCCUUUUAUGUAGAUAACUUGGUGCACCUACAGAUUUUGGUACCCUGGGGGGAUAAGGGUGUAUGUUGGUCCUGGAAUCAGUCCCCUGUGGAUACUGGGGACAACUAUUAUAAACUGUGUGCAGGCAUGUGCACUCUUGGGGGUCAUUCUAGGCAAAAAGACAAGCAACUUCUAUCAUGUUUGCUGCAGCUAGAAUCCACUAUCAAGUUUCAGGUUUUGUGGCUUUGAGAUAUUACUGCUGGCAGCAUCGCUAGUAAUAGCAGCAGUCAUUUCCCCAUCCCUUGGUCACAGGUUUGGGAAAGUUGGAAUUUAAUAGUCCUGAACUGUUCUCAUUACUUCUCCAGCCUGCUUACCAGUUUUGGCGGCAUUUAUUUCAUGCAACAUGUCUUCUUGAAAUAUUUAAAGAGAGUUUUUAGUUUUCUACACUGAGCCUUGGUAGAUAAUUAUGGUUUGUAAGGGGGAUAGCUUCAGAUAGUCUUAAGUUUUAGGUAAGAAAUGGAAUACCCUCACUGGCCCCACAGUUUCCUAGCUUGUGAUGAAAAGGUAAUACAGAUCAGUGAUUAGAAUUGUAUGGAAACAAUUGGGCAAGUAAAGGUGAGUUAUAUAGUUUAUGUUUCAGAUUAUGUUCUCUAUGGCAUUUGAUAGUUAUAAAUAAGAUAAAUUAAGAAGGAAUAUUAUAUUACUGGUAUAGUUCUGGUGUGGAAUGAGUGACAGGGUUUCCAACUUUGGACAAAAUAUUCUAUUCUGGUACGUGUGCUAUUUUAACUGAAAGCCAAGAGGUGACACAGUUUAUAGCAAUUCUUACUGGAAAUAAUGGGUUUGAAAUGGGAUGGUGAAUUUUUAAUAUUAAACAGAUUUAUCUUUCCUUGGAUUUAUUUUUAGUUAUGAGAUUUAUUUUUGAUGUUCUAUGGAAUUUUAUAAUUAAGGGAGCAUGAAAUAGUAUCAAACAGGGAUUAAAAAUAGUUGUAAUUAUUGGUAGACUAGCCACGUAUAUUUGAUUGUGGGAUAAUGGCAGUAGGUUUAUCUUUCUUUCAUUCUCUGUACUCCUCUGCUCUCCCAAGCACCGGUACUGCAGAGAUUUUCAAGUAGUCCUUUAAUCCCCCAGAUUCUUUUUUUUCUUUUUAGGGCCACACCUGUGGCAUAUGGAAGUUCCUGGGCUAGGAAUUGAAUCAGCUGCAGCUGCCAGCCUACGCCACAGCCACAACAACACUGAAUCUGCACUUGUGAGCUACACUGCAACUCACGGCAAUGCUGGAUCCUUAGCACAGUGAGACCAGGGAUUGAACCUGCAUCCAUCCUCGUGGAUACUAGUCAGAUUCUUAACCUGCUGAGCUACAACGGGAAUUCCAAUCCCCUGGAUUUUAUUUGUGUUCUAUAUACAUAGUUUUAUGCCAUCUUGUUAUUUUGUUAUGAGAGGAUUCAUCCAAUACCCAUCCCUUUCAUUUAAAAAGCUUGAGCAUACCCAUGAUAAUGUUUCACAAUUUUUGAUUUAAAGUGCCUUCACAAUGAUACCAAAAUAGGAGAAGAAAAGCCAGAGAUUUAAAUAAAGAUAUUGAAGGUUUUAAUAAAUCAGUAAGAGUAUAUUCCUUGCUAUGGUAAAAUAUUGAGCUGAGAUCAUGAUAAUGUUAUAAUGUCACUGAUGGAGAAUCAUGCUCAGUCAUGUCUGCUAACCAUUUCUUAGGCUUCUACUAUGGGCCAAAUAAAUAAGACACACUUCAGGAGUUCCCCGUUGUGGUGCAGUGGAAGUGAAUCCGACUAGUAACCAGGAGGAUGUGGGUUCGAUCCCUGGCCUCACUCAGUGGGUUAAGGAUCCAGUGUUGCCAUGAGCUGUGGUAUAGGUCACAGACAUGGCUUGGAUCUUGUUGCUGUGGCUGUGACAUAGGCUGGUGGCUACAGCUCUGAUUUGAUCCCUAACCUGGGAACUUCUAUAUGCCACAGGUGCAGCCCUGAAAAGCAAAAAAUAAGAAUUGUAAGACACACUCCAUACCCUUUAAAAGCUCCAGUGUGUGUGUGUGUGUGUGUGUGUGUGUGUGUGUGUGUGUGUGUGUGUGAAGAGCACAGGCUCUGGAAUCAUGUUACCUGAAUAUAGAUCCAAGUUGCAUGUAUACUGGCCUUGCAUGACCUUGGACAAAGUACUUGGCUGCACCAUGCCUCAGUUUCUUCAUCUGUAAAGUGAUAUUAUGGAUUAUUAUGAAGAUUAAAUGGGUUAGUUGGUAUAAAAUGCUUACAAUGCCUGGUACCCCAAAAGCAUUCAAAUAAAUAUUAGCUAUUAUGUUCA